AUGCAUCUUUACAGAGGUGGGUUCAGCAACUGUGUUGACGCAAUCGAUGGUGGCCGACGCAGUGAUGGAUUGAGCACAACGGUCCCCAAUUUAGCGGUGAGAUCAGUUGAAGCUAGCUCUUUAGAGGGAUCAAUGCUGGGUUGCAAGGUCAUCAUCGAUCAUAGUGUCGUUUGUUACACCGUCAUAUUUUGGUUGAAAUCCUCUCCAUUUGCCUUUAAGAGUGCCAAGAUUUCCGCCUUGAGGUCGUCAUCUGAGGUUGGAAGUGCACUCGCGCCAACUGGUUGUUCGAUAUCGAGAGCUGGCCAGGUGAAUAAUGUGGUUGGUGCGAGCAGCUAG
Linum trigynum is the source of this 336-nucleotide messenger RNA. The record is from the annotation of a GenBank genome assembly. Lineage: Eukaryota; Viridiplantae; Streptophyta; Magnoliopsida; Malpighiales; Linaceae.